Molecule: messenger RNA, 4601 nt
Organism: Syngnathus typhle (broad-nosed pipefish)
Lineage: Eukaryota; Metazoa; Chordata; Actinopteri; Syngnathiformes; Syngnathidae
Product: focal adhesion kinase 1-like
Exons: 34
Coding region: 221-3655 (1144 amino acids)
Biological process (GO): protein phosphorylation; signal complex assembly
Cellular component (GO): focal adhesion; cytoskeleton
Molecular function (GO): ATP binding; protein tyrosine kinase activity
Source: RefSeq, a predicted model, not a curated record
CUUCACUGUGAAAAGCUCUCCGAAUUGUCUCUCGAGUGAGUCCACGGCAACGGUGUAACUAUGGAGCGCAGGCAUGGGGCAGGAACAGCCCGUUAACAAACGAAAAAAGGGGGCCGUCGUGGGGAGCGAUUGAGAGAACUUUCUGGACUUUGAGGACCUCCGGCUAAAGGACUCCAAUGUGGCAUUGUCACAACUCCCAACUUGAAGGAUUUGCUCUUUAAUGCCGCUGGAAGUGGCGGAUCUCGCAUGCUCGCUUUCAUCGCCCGGGACAAGUUGCGGCGUCAUGCGUGUUUGUGAGGCCGCCAGCUGCCUGUCUGUGCUCGGCGGUGACGGACACUGCCAGAGACUGACAUGUGUUUCCAUGGCGACGAGCGGCUGUAGCCCCUUUCCCAUAUGUUGGGGCCGAGAAUAUGACCGACACUUAGCCGCGGCGGUGUCAGCAGGGAAGACCAUGGCGACGCCCUACGUGGAUGCCAACCUCAAUCACGCCCUGCUGGACGGUGGCGCCGAGUCGCGGCUCAGCGCCGGGGGGUCGGACCGUACCGCCGCCGGAUCGGUGGACAGGGUCCUCAAGGUCUGCCAUCACUUUGAGUCCAACACAGAACUCAGCAGCUGGUCCUCCAACAUCCGAUACGGGGAUGCUGCUGAUGUCCGGGGAAUCAUCCAGAAGAUCCUUGACAACCACAAGGUGCGGUGGACGUCAUGCUUCGGCCUGCGUCUAAGCAGCAGCGGCCAACCCAGAGACCAAGUGCACUGGCUUCACCCCGACAUGGGCGUGUCGCACGUCCGUGAGAAAUACGAACAGGCGCGCCCCAAUGAGGAGUGGAGGUAUGAACUUAGGAUCCGAUACCUCCCCAAAAACUUCCUGCAGCAGUUUACGGAAGACAAACCGACCCUCAAUUACUUCUACCACCAGGUGAAAAAUGACUACAUGGCACAGAUCGGGGAUCAAGUGGAGCAAGAUGUCGCCCUUAAACUUGGAUGCCUGGAUAUCAGGAGGGUGUAUAAAGAGAUGGGAGGGAACGCCCUGGACAAGAAGUCCAACUAUGAGCUGCUGGAGAAGGAUGUCGGUUUGAGGCGAUUUUUCCCCAAAGACCUGCUGGACUCAGUCAAGGCCAAGACGCUACGUAAACUGAUCCAGCAGACGUUCAAGCAGGUGGCCAACCUCAAUGAGGAGGAGUGCAUCCUCAAGUUCCUCGAGAUCCUGGCGCCCAUCCACCGCUAUGACAAGGAGUGCUUCAAAUGCGCCCUUGGGUCCAGCUGGGUGAUCCAGGUGGAGCUCGCAAUCGGACCUGAGGAAGGCAUCAGCUACCUGACAGACAAGGGCUCGACGCCGACCCAUCUGGCUAACUUCACCCAAGUGCAGUCCAUCCAGUACUCGGCCAUGGAGGAGAAGGACCGGAAAGGAAUGCUACAAGUCAAUGUUGCAGGAGCCGCCGAGCCUCUCAACGUCACGACCGCCUCGCUGACCAUGGCGGAGAAUUUGGCCGACCUGAUUGACGGCUACUGUCGGCUCAUCUCCAUGGAAACGCGCUCUCUCAUUGUCAGAGUACAGAAAGAGGGGGAGAGAGCGCUACCUUCCCUUCCAAAGUUGUCUAAUCAUGAGAAGAAGUUGGAGGCGGUCAAGAGCGGAGUGAGAACCAUCUCGGUUUCAGACCCGAUGGCGUCGACUCCUCCCAAGCCAGCCAAGGCGCGGCGUUUCCUCCUCCCCUUUGUCUUCUGUUCUGAUUCACCACCCAAUGAGACCGAUGACUACGCCGAAAUAGUGGACGAAGAGGACACGUACACGAUGCCCUCCAUGACCUAUGGAAUAGUGGAAGCACGGGACUACGAGAUCCAGAGGGACCGGAUCGAGCUCGGUUGCUGCAUAGGAGAGGGUCAGUUUGGAGAUGUGCACCAAGGAGUCUACAACAUCCCGGACAAGCCAGCGUUGGCCGUCGCCAUCAAGACGUGCAAGAACUGCACUUCGGACAGCGUCAGGGAAAAGUUCCUGCAAGAAGCGCUGACCAUGCGGCAGUUUGACCACCCUCACAUCGUCAAGCUGAUUGGCGUGAUCACAGAGAACCCGGUGUGGAUCAUCAUGGAGCUGUGCACGCUUGGAGAGCUGCGUUCCUUCCUCCAGGUGAGGAAGUACAGCCUGGACUUGGCAACACUCAUCCUGUUUGCCUACCAGCUCAGCACUGCGCUGGCGUAUCUGGAGAGCAAACGCUUUGUCCACAGGGACAUAGCGGCGCGUAACGUGUUGGUGUCUUCAAUCGACUGUGUGAUGCUGGGGGACUUUGGGCUGUCCCGCUACAUGGAGGACAGCUCGUACUACAAAGCCUCCAAAGGGAAACUCCCUAUCAAAUGGAUGGCUCCCGAGUCGAUCAACUUCAGAAGAUUCACCUCCGCUAGUGACGUCUGGAUGUUUGGCGUCUGCAUGUGGGAGAUCCUGAUGUACGGCAUCAAGCCCUUCCAAGGGGUGAAGAACAACGACGUGAUCGGUCGCAUCGAGAACGGCGAGCGGCUGGCCAUGCCGCCCCAGUGCCCGCCCACCCUUUACAGCCUCAUGACCAAAUGCUGGUCGUACGACCCGAGCAAGCGGCCGCGGUUCACCGAACUCAAAACGCAACUCAGCACCAUACUGGAGGAGGAGAAGGUGCAGCAAGAGGAGCGGAUGAGGAUGGAGAUGAGAAGACAAGUCACAGUUUCCUGGGACUCGGGAGGUUCUGAUGAGGCGCCACCAAAGCCGAGUCGGCCGGGCUACCCGAGCCCUCGCUCCAGUGAGGGCUACUUCUCAAGCCCACAACACAACCACUACCAGCCGACAGCACACGGCGUAGGAGGCGGCUUCUCUGCGACUGAUUCGUGGAACCAGCACAAGCCGGAACAUACAGCGCUGUGGAGCGCCAACAUGGAGGACACGGGGUGUGCUGGCCAAGCCCUCAUGGAGGAGAGGCUUAUGAUGCAGCAGCAGCAGAUGGAGGACGACCAGCGGUGGUUGGAGCAGGAGGAGAGCUUCAUGAAGACUGAGCCCAGGAACAGCCGAGGGAGCAUCGAACGAGAGGACGGCACGCUCCAGGCGCCGGGUGGAAGCCAGCAUAUCUACCAGCCUGUGGGUAAACCAGAACACGUGGCUCCACCAAAGAAGCCUCCCCGGCCCGGAGCCCCCGCCCACCUGAGCAACCUGUCCGUCCUCGGCCCCGUCGAUAGCUACAAUGAGGGCGUGAAGUUACAGCCCCAGGAGAUCAGCCCGCCCCCCACAGCCAACCUGGAUCGCUCCAACGACAAAGUGUACGAAAACGUGACGGCGCUGGUCAAGUCGGUUAUUGAGAUGUCCAACCGGAUCCAGCCGGCGGCGCCCGAGGAGUAUGUGCCCAUGGUCAAGGAAGUGGGUCUGGCGUUGAGAACUUUGCUGGCCACUGUGGAUGAGACCAUUCCCGUACUGCCCGCAAGCACCCACCGAGAGAUCGAGAUGGCCCAGAAGCUGCUCAAUUCUGACCUGGCAGAGCUGAUCGCCAAGAUGAAGCUGGCGCAGCAGUACGUUAUGACUAGCUUGCAGAAGGACUACAAAAAGCAGAUGCUAAUGGCGGCGCACGCCCUCGCUGUGGAUGCCAAGAACCUGCUGGAUGUCAUCGACCAGGCUCGUCUCAAGAUGAUCACGCGAACACAUUAGUGAAUCCUGAAGGAUGUCCAAAAGUGCAGGGACAAGAUGGAUGUCUCACCAUGGAGACAGAGACUUGGACAGCAGAAAAUGUCGUCGCCAUGUUUUGGUGUCUUCUUGUAAUUUUUUUUUCUUUAAGAAAAAUUUCAAAUUUUUUUAAAUAAUACAGAGUAAGUAAAAUGUCCCCUCUUCUUUCAAGUACAUAAUAAAUUAUUCAUUUAUUGUAAUUUUUAUCUAUUGUUUUUUUUUUGUUUGUUUUUUGCAAGAAACUGAUAUGAAAAGAAAAGUUAGCAUGUAGCAUUAGUUCCGUUACCUAAACUACAGAAUGUGGAAGGACUCCAUCUUAUAAUUAAAUUGAAAUUUAAACAUUUGCCCAAGCGGAACUGGCAACUGGCCAGAUUUAAUUACAGAUUAGAUUAUAUAAAAUAAAGAAAACGAAGACAAAAAUAAUUCUCAUAUAUUUAAGAAAAUGAGUAUUUUAAAAGAUUGUGACUUUUCAAUCACCCUGUACAUUUUCAAAAGUAGCCAUUUUUUUUAAAGAUGUAAAACAAAAAAUCUAUUUAACACGUGAGGGCUUGUUUUGAAGGAGUUUACUACAUUAUGAACUGGAAAGCAGAUGAAGUGGUAAUGAUUCUUAUAUAAUUUUUAUAUAAUUAUAUAUAUAUAUUAUACACACACACCCCUAACCCUAAACCCCAAGCCCUUACCCCUAACCGUGCUUUUUACACUACAAAUCAAAGUGACAACAUUUCAGACUACAAUCCAAUACUGUGAAUAGACCAGAGUCACAUUAUUUGUUGGGUGAAUGGCGACUGCAGUUUGGUCAGCCGGUUUGAACCUGAUCAAUUAGUUCCCAAAUGGAUGUAUGCAUUUUCACAAAGGUUCUUUUGAUGGUUUUCCCAGCACUUGUCUCAGGGAAGACUCACAUCAUGUACAAAUAAAGACACUGUUACAAACA